AUGGCGACGAGGGCGAUCUUUGCCCUGAGCCUCCCGGCGGUCGCGUCCGCGCUCAGCGUGCACGACGCUGGCCGCUCGGAGGCAAACACGACCAAGACGCGGGCAGGCAACUGCGACUGCAUGUCGUGGGCCGACGUCUACUACACCGACAAGGCCUGGUGUGGCCGCGCGAACGAGCUGUACUUUCUGAGCAAGAACGGGUUCUCCGCAUCGUACGCAGCCACCGAGCCCAUCACUGGUUUGCCGCACAAGGUGUGCGCCGACUUCUUCAAGAACUUUGCCGACGCGUCUUGCCUGAACAUAGACUUGUACCCCUUCCCUGAGGACGAGAAGAGUGGGAAGCAGUGGUGCUACGUCUCGAACGACUGCGCCGACCUUAACGGGGGCGGGUAUGCCACGAACGCAGAAGGCUUCGCGCAGAGCAGUUGGCACAACUUGCAAACUGCGUCCUUCCAACAGUGGAAGAUUUGCGACCCUGCCGAGGCGAACACCGAGGCGAUGAUGGCCCAGCCCGUCCCCACGGUGGUCGCGAAGGGGCAGGCCAGCGACGUCCCCCUGUCCCGCUUGCUGCGGCUGGCGUACCCCGCCGUGAACAUCAGCUGGGGCCAGGCAAAGUUCCUGUGGGACGCCAUCAACGAGGAGUACGACGUCACCUGCCUCGUCGGCUGCGCAGAGCCCGAGGGCCGCGACGCCGUCGACCUGGACACGAUGUGA
Prorocentrum cordatum is the source of this 714-nucleotide messenger RNA. NCBI's taxonomy places the organism in Eukaryota, Dinophyceae, Prorocentrales, Prorocentraceae. The record is from the annotation of a GenBank genome assembly.